Molecule: messenger RNA, 2067 nt
Organism: Gryllus bimaculatus (two-spotted cricket)
Lineage: Eukaryota; Metazoa; Arthropoda; Insecta; Orthoptera; Gryllidae
Source: the annotation of a GenBank genome assembly
UACUAAAAUGCAAUAUACAUAUGGAAUUAUAUUAUUUGAUUGAGUUAAAGUAAAUAGUAUUUUGUUGUCGUGAAUGUAAGAGGUGGCGGGGAGGGGUCGAUCUGAUUUACUUUCACACUUGCGUCGCACACUCCGCAGCCAGCAAAGCACGAAGCAAGAUCUGUCAAGACAUGGCUCGCACCAUCAAGCUGAACUCUGGCUAUGAAAUGCCUACGAUCGGACUCGGCACCUGGCAGGCGGCGCCGGGCGAGGUGGAGCGCGCCGUGGCGGAGGCCGUGGACGCGGGCUACCGCCAUUUCGACUGCGCCAUGCUGUACGGCAACGAGCGCGAGAUAGGCGCCGCCCUCCGCGCCAAGAUGGACGAAGGCGCCGUGCGCCGCGAGGACCUCUUCAUCACCAGCAAGGCAAGGCCUCGCAUCACCUCUGCCAAACAGCGCUGCUCUUACCUGUGGAACACGUUCCACCGGCCGGAGGUGGUGGAGGCGACGUGCCGGCGCUCGCUGGAGGCGCUGCAGCUGGACUACCUGGACCUGUACCUGGUACACUGGCCCGUGGCGUUCAAGGAGGGCGAGGAGCCGUGGCCGCGCGACGCGCAGGGCCGCAUCCACACCACGUACAUCGAGCCGGCGUCCACGUGGCGCGCCAUGGAGCGCCUGCCCGCGCUGGGGCUGGCGCGCUCCGUCGGCGUCUCCAACUUCAACUCGCAGCAGCUGGCGCGCCUCUGCGACGCCGCGCAGCUGCCGCCGGCCGUCAACCAGGUGGAGUGCCACCCGUACCUGACGCAGCGCGCGCUGCGCGCCGCGUGCCGCGCGCGGGGCGUGACGGUGGUGGCGUACUCGCCACUGGGCGCGCCCAACGCCGUGCGCCCGGCCACCACCGAGGCCGCGCUCGGCGCCCCGGCCGUGCUGCACGACCACCGCAUCAAGGAGCUCGCCGCCAAGUACGCCAAGUCGCCCGCGCAGAUCAUCCUGCGCUACCUGGGGAAACCUUUCUCCGCCUCCUCUUUGUUUGGUCACGAAACCCCGGGAACUGACAGCCCCGCCGAAGUCGCCGCGCGGAGGUCGUCGUGUUACCGCGUCGACGGCGUCAGGCGGCGCCAGCUGUCGCCCCGGGAAAGCAGGAAGGGCAAGCUCGGGGGAGGAGGAGGAGAGUUGGCGACGAGCGGCGCCCCAGUGUCACCGCGGCGUAUCGCGCGACGGAAGCGCAGUGCUGGCAUCCGCUCCCCCGCCCCCCGUCCCCCGCGGGGGCGGUGCCGUCGGUGCAAAGGGCGGCGGCGUCGCGGCCUCCGCCCACUGACCGAGGCGGGGGAUCGAUCGGCGACGCAGGUGCAGAGCGGCAUGGCGGCUAUCCCCAAGUCCACCAACCCCACGCGCCUGCGCGAGAACCUGGACAUCUACGACUUCGAGCUGGCGCCCGCGGAGCUGCAGUUCAUCGACACCUUCAACUGCGGCGUGCGCGCGUACCCGCUACUGGAGUUAUGUAAAAAAUAUGUAAUGAAGUUAAAUGGAUUUAGGAUUCGGUUUCAGCGACUUCAAAAACAUGUAGGGUCCAACACGACGUGAACUAUCCCUUCCACAUCGAGUGAAGCGGCAGGGGGCGACCGCCCCGCGCCUUCCCGCCGACCGCUGGCCAUCACGCGCUCACACCGCGUCUCACCGCGUCUCACGUCCGUGUUGCCUCCCCUGCCCGCAGCACCGCGCACCUUUCUCCAACCGUUUGACCCCUGACGAGUCCAUUGUCUUCCUCUCGUGCCACUAGUCCUUAGAUGAAUGCGAAGGUCCUCGAACCUCUACGUAGAAUUGAAUGUUAGUCUGUUUCAUCAGUGUUCACUUAACACUAUCAAUGAUCAAUUUUAAUAUCCUAUUUUUUUUCUGUUCUCUGUUCCCACAUUUUCCACAGUAACGAGCUCUGAGCUCUGAAAUCCAAUUGUAAUUCUGUUGUGUGCUUGCUUUGCCACGCUGAUCUCACAAUAAAAUGCAGAUCAUAUAAUGGUUUACUUCUUUUGAAACAUCAGUACCUCCUUUCAUGAAACUUCCAUUUAUUUUCCUUAAACUAGCUAUUCUUACG